AUACCUACCUAGUAGCCAGGUGUAAGUGCAACAAUAUCUCGAUGAGAAUACCAUACAGGAAAUAAAAUAUCACGACGACAAUACCUGGCCAUAACGAAACACCAUACCUAGACCAAAUCUCGAAAUAGCCAUCUUAUAUAUACGACAAGCAACACAACACCCAAAUCGCAUCAGCCGGCGCAAAAAAGAACCAUGUAUCCCCACAACCCAUUCCCCUUGAUCGUCCUCGCGCUCCUGGCAUCCGUAGCCCAGGCACAAUUCGGCUUCUUUGACCAAAUGUUCGGGCAACAAGGCGGACAGCAGCAGCAGCAGCAGCGGCCACAGAACGUGCCAAGCGACUCCUCGUUCUAUCAAGCGCAGUUUGAGCGCAUGCAUUGCGAUAAUUACUUAUGUCCCGAUACACUCGCAUGCGUACACUUCCCGCACCACUGCCCCUGCGCCUGGCCCAACCACGAAGAUAAAUUCGAGACAGGCGACGGCCACAGGAUAUGCGUUUCCAAGGGUGGUUUCCGAGCCGGCGAGGCAAGCAGGAAGGUCGAAUUAGCGCGGAAAGGGCUGCUCUAAAUCCAUAAUUACAAUAUCUACUACUAAACAAUUACAUAGUUACACAUCCUUUACAGACCAUGUUACUUUCUGCAUCUAUAUAUCUACAUAUAGCUCUCGCGCGUGAUAGCGUGUGAUAUGGGGAUACCUAGGCAUGGAGCAUUUACGAAUUUCACGAUGGCGUUCUCGUUUUGUUUCACGAGGUAGAAUUAGAUAGAUAGGCGGGACACUUA
Molecule: messenger RNA, 776 nt
Organism: Xylaria bambusicola
Lineage: Eukaryota; Fungi; Ascomycota; Sordariomycetes; Xylariales; Xylariaceae
Exons: 2
Coding region: 193-564 (123 amino acids)
Source: RefSeq, a predicted model, not a curated record